AGAAGUCUUUUCGCUCUCCGGCAAGGUCAACAAAACCUAGGAAUAAAUUUAAAUUCUUUCUUAAAAUGGCUAAUGUAUUUCGAAAAUGUUUGUCCAAAUCACGAAUUAUUUCUCUGAAGAAUUCUCCUGUCUUUCAAUUUGUUCGUAAUGAGUCCAAUGUUCGCACUGUAACUCUCAUACCUGGAGAUGGUAUUGGACCAGAGAUAUCAGUUGCUGUGCAGAAGAUAUUUGAAGCAGCAAAAGUUCCAAUUCAGUGGGAAGUAGAAGAUGUUACACCUGUUAAGCAACCAGACGGAAAAAUGGGAAUCCCUCAAAGAGCUAUUGAUUCUAUAAAUAAGAAUACAAUUGGACUUAAAGGACCUCUGGCUACACCUAUUGGCAAAGGACAUAGGUCUUUAAAUUUGGCUAUCAGGCAGUAA
Uloborus diversus is the source of this 419-nucleotide messenger RNA. RefSeq names its product probable isocitrate dehydrogenase [NAD] subunit alpha, mitochondrial. Gene Ontology annotation, molecular function: isocitrate dehydrogenase (NAD+) activity. Gene Ontology annotation, biological process: isocitrate metabolic process; tricarboxylic acid cycle. Gene Ontology annotation, cellular component: mitochondrion. The coding region runs from base 66 to 419 and encodes 117 amino acids. NCBI's taxonomy places the organism in Eukaryota, Metazoa, Arthropoda, Arachnida, Araneae, Uloboridae. The record is from RefSeq and is a predicted model, not a curated record. The transcript has 3 exons.